Xenia sp. Carnegie-2017 is the source of this 1308-nucleotide messenger RNA. Its product is annotated as DNA polymerase zeta catalytic subunit-like. The transcript is spliced from 12 exons. Lineage: Eukaryota; Metazoa; Cnidaria; Anthozoa; Malacalcyonacea; Xeniidae. Bases 598 to 1218 code for a protein of 206 amino acids. The record is from RefSeq and is a predicted model, not a curated record. Gene Ontology annotation, cellular component: zeta DNA polymerase complex; nucleus. Gene Ontology annotation, molecular function: DNA-directed DNA polymerase activity. Gene Ontology annotation, biological process: double-strand break repair via homologous recombination; error-prone translesion synthesis.
GGAUAUUUGGCUCAACUCCUGGUGGACAGAAAACUUGUGUUCAUAUUCAUCAAGUAUUUCCUUACUUAUACAUACCUUACGAUGGAACUAAACCCACAGAUAAAUAUCUGAAACAAUUUACGACAAGUGUAGACUUUGCUGUUCAAGUUGCGUUUGGUAGAACAUCAUCUUCUAUGAAAUAUGUUCAUAAAACUGAAAUUGUUAAAAAAAUACCAUUUUAUGGUUAUCAUGAGAACGAAGAAGAGUUUAUUAAGAUGGAGUUGUACAAUCCAAGAAUAAUUCCCAAAAUGGAGCUAUAUUGAACAAGUCAUUUCAACCACACGAAGCUCAUGUUCCUUAUAUUCUACAGAUAAAAAUCUUUCAUAUAAUAAUAAAUCAAUUCCACUUCAUGGUUCAUCUCCAAAUUCAUUUCUCAAUUUUCCUUCAUCUCAACACUGGAAUGAAGACACUAUUCCUAGAAAUUUAUGCCUGGAUCCUACUGUGAAAAAGUCAGUCGUUGUGAACUUGAAGUUGAUGUAAUUGCUGAAGACAUCUUGAAUCAAAUAAUUGUUGAAAGUUGUAUUGGUCAUAAUCCUGGUAUAACUGCUAUGUGGGAAGAUGAAAGACAACAAAGAUGAGAUAUUGGACUAUCUUCACAAGUUGCUCUUCCUGUUUCACAAGCUAAAACGAUGUGUAAAUUGCACAUUGCACACCAUUAAUUCGCACACUGAUGUUGAAGCACCUGUAUUGAAUCUUGAGGAAGAAUUUAUAAAAAGAAUCAAAGAAAUUAUUGAUGAAAGAAAUAAAGUGAUUCAAAGUGAGUUGGAGACAAUGGAAAAAUCUCUUUCACCCAAAGACUUUAAAGAAUUUUCUCAAAGUAUUUUGUCACAAGGCAAGCAACUGCAGUGUGAAGCAACAAUAAACCAAGAUGUGGACGUGGAUAGUCCAGUUGUUGAUCAGUCAGUUAUAGAUGCACUACAAGCCAGCCAGGCCAGCAAUUCAUCUGGAGAGUUGGAUAAAGAAUUGGUGGAGAUUUUAAUGAGUUUGGAUAAGGAUGACAAUGAAACACUGCUGCAUGAAUGUUCUCAUAUUGCGGGCUCACAAAAAGGUAGUGAUGAUGAACAUGAUGAAGAUAUUGAUGAAGAUAAAGAAUCAAUAUUAAUGUCACAGCCAUUUUGGAAAGAUGAUGAAGAGGAGCAUGAUUCCCAAAGUUCGGAGGAUGAAGAGGAAAUGGACUGAAAACCACCUUUACGUAUGCCUCAAGUGGAUGGUCCUGGUGAUGACGAGGAUUCCAGGGGACAUGUGUAGUCAAUCAAUUUUCACUCCGCG